UUGACUUUCAAUAUAUUGGACGAAACAUAGUAAUAUUUUAUUUUAUCGUAUUAUAAUAAUGAGUCUCUAACUACGACGUCCAGGUGGCAGCUUAUUGCGAAGAAAUUCAUUUUUUUUUCAAUAGAUGUCGCUAGGUGCGCUUAAAAGUGAUGUCAUGUAAACUAAAAUUUUACUAUUUUAGUAGAAAUUUAAAGUUCUGUAAUGUGUAUCUUAUUUUUGAUGCGUUUAUUAUUUUUUACUUAAUUUAAAGUUUCAUCAAUAAAUAAUUUGAUUGUAUAACAAAUUGCUAAUUUAAUAAUUUACAAAGUUGGAUUUUUGAUGCUAUUUCGUCGAGGGUGGUUUCCGACCUUUUUAAAUAUUCACGGAUUGAAUCAUAGUGUAGUGAUGUUAUACAAAACUGGUGUUAUUUUGUGUUUUUUAGUUAUUAACGGCUGCGAAAUUUUGUUAUUAGUACUUUUUUUUUAAUUUUUCAGUACUUUUUUUAAACGCAUUGACCUGGCAAUACUAAAAUAAAAUGUCAGUCAAAUUGAUACUGUCGUAUGCGCCGGUAUCGAUUUGUUUGCUGUAACUUUGUAUUAUUUCUGUAUUUUCUGUGAUCCACACUGUAUUUUCGUUGAGUUGAGCUUAGGUUCCUCCGAAUAUUUCACGCCUGUGACCAGAAAUACUUUUCGCCCGUUGCGAAUAACAAAACUGAGCUAAGACUCCUUGUGAUUUUAAGUGUGUGUUUGUACUUGCAAAGUAGGAUUAGGAUUUCCCUGAUUCUCAUCAUGUCUUCAGACAAACACUGUUGUGUUCCUGGAUGUAAGGAAAGUGGAGGUUCGCACAAAGUUCUUCAUGGGUUUCCCAACCCAAAAGAUGAUAAACAUCGAUUUAAUAUGUGGUUAUAUGCUAUCGGCUCCAGUAUCUUGGGCUUAGAGAAUGAACGCAUUCAUAAGUAUCGACGUGUGUGUCGUUCUCACUUUGCUGAAAAGUACCUAUGCCGCAAUAACCGACUCAGUAAAACUGCUGUGCCAACACUGAACAUGCCAGGCUUGACAUUAAACAUACAGGAUACAUUAACUGAACAAAGACCUAUGCGAAAAGUUUUGACAGCUUUGCAACCAUCAACGUCUAAAGCUCCAGUUUCAAUUACAUAUGAAGUUGGUUUGGACUGCAAAUCUAUAGAUUGUGAUGAAAGGAUAUCUAAAGGAAUAGAGGUCAUAGAGAAAGAAAAUUAUGAUCCUGCACUUGGAAAUGUAGUUGAUAAUGAGACUUCACACACUCAACCUCCCAUCAUCACCACAAAUGUUGCGCCUCAUUUCGCUCUUAAUAGAGCAAUAAACAUGAAGAAAACCCGGCAUUUCACAGUAAAAGAAAAAACGCUGCAUACAAUGAUUGUUGCUGCAAAACGUAAAAUAAAAAAGUUGCAGAGUAAAGUAAAAAAGCAGUCUGCAGAAAUCAAAGCAGCCAAAAAGAUGACUUCCAACCCAGCAGUGUUGAAUAUGAUUGAAAAUUGUUCAAGCAGUGCAAAAAUUAUAAUGGAAAUGCAAUGGAGGGAAAAUAGAAAAAAAGGAAAAGGGCGUCGUUUUACCAUGCAAGAAAAGAUUUUAUCUUUGUGCAUUUUAAAACAAAGCCCAAAGGCUUAUAAUUUUUUUAGAAAAAUAUUUAUUUUACCUGCUCCGCAAACUCUUGUCAAACUAGUACAAAGUUUGAAUUUACGUCCUGGUUUAAAUAAGAAUAUAUUUGCACAAUUAAAGAAAAAAGCUCAAUCGAUGAAAGUAGAAGAAAAGUUGUGUGUCUUAUUGUUCGAUGAAAUAUCAUUGAAAGCACACCUCUCUUUUAACCAGAAAAAAGAUAAAGUGACUGGGUUUGUGGAUGAUGGUUAUAAAAGGCAACCAGAAAUUGCUGAUCACGCACAAGUAUUUAUGGUGCGGGGUCUAUUAAAAAAUUACAAACAACCCAUAUCAUACACAUUUUCAGCUAGCGCAACAAAAGGCACAACGCUAGCAAACCAAAUAAAGGAUGUUGUAAAAGAAUUACAAAAAUGUGGAUUGAUAGUGGUAGCGUCAGUUUGUGACCAAGGCACAAAUAACCGCCAAGCCAUUAAAAUAUUGCUUAAUGAAACAAGGGGGGUCUAUUUAAGAAAGGGAGAAACUCCAAAAGAUAAUAUUAUUUUAAUAAAUAAUCAGGAAAUCGUACCAUUAUAUGACCCUCCACAUCUUCUCAAAGGUAUCCGAAAUAACCUUUUAAAUAAGAAUUUGCAUUUUGUAAAAGAUGAUGUACAAAAAACUGCAAAAUGGUCACAUUUACAAUUAUUAAAUAAAGAGAAUCCAGGCUACAAAGGGAUACGCCUAAUUCCAAAAUUAACAGAAAAUCAUGUCAACCCAGAGAAGAUUAACAAAAUGAAAGUGAAAUAUGCAUCGCAGAUUUUUAGUCGCACUGUUGCAUCCAAUAUGGGAUAUCUAGCAGAUAAGGGUAUCCUGCCAGAAGCCUGUAAAGAUACAGCUGAUUUGUUGCUGUUCAUGGAUAACAUCUUUGAUUCCGUGAAUGGAAGUUACAAAAAAAAUAAAUUUGCAAAACCCCUACUCGGCCCUGCAACAGAACAUUCUGUUCACAACAAAACAUGGGCAGAAGGCAAAAACGUCUUCAAAUCCAUGAAAUUUAAAACUUCGGCAGGUAAAGAAGAAUCUGUUCCAACCGUUGCAAACUGGAUAUGGACACUGGAUGGUAUCCAAAUACUACUGAAAAAAUUAAAAAAAGAAUAUUCAAUUUCAUCAGUGUGGUUGCGGCACCUUAAUCAAGACCCCUUAGAAAACUUCUUUGGGGGUAUUCGAAGUCAUGGGUGCCGCAACAAUAAUCCAACGUGCGACCAAUUUGAAUCGGCUGCCACUACAUUACUGGUCAAUAAUUUGUCGAAUGUUCACUCGCAAGGCAAAAAUUGUGAGGAAGAUUUUUGUAAAGCAUUAUACUCACUCGUCAUCAGCGAAAACCCAGAGCCACCAUCUACCAGCACUUUUGAUUUUAGCUCUAUUAUGGAACUAGAUUUUUCUCCUAUAUCAGAAAAGGAAAAUGAUCCUAGAAAAAUAGCGCCAUUGCAAUAUGUAAGUGGUUACUUUAUAAAAAAAGCAAAAACUAAUAUUUUUAAAAAUUGCAUGCAGUGCAAAAUUGAUUUGUGUAAUGAAGAUCAAAUUGAAUAUAUAAAAUAUAGAGAGUAUGCUGGUAAAAGAUGGCUCUGUACUCCAAAUAAUGAGUUGACAGAAUUGGUAUCAAACAUGCAGGACAUAAUAAAUUUUAUUUUGAAAAAUAAUUUAGAAAAGACCGAUCUUAAAGAAAUUAUUAAAACAUCUAUUAUAAUUCUUUUAGAUUUUAAUCUAUUGAAAUGCUUAAAUCAUAAGGAAGACUUAACAAAUUAUUUGAUAAGCAUUGUUAGCCGCUGUUUAAUCAUGAACUACUGUAAAGAUAUCAAUCGAAUUUUGUCUGGGAGGAAAUUAGUUGAUGACGAGGAAGAUAAUAUGCAAAUGAAAGCAAAGAAAUACCAAAAUAAAUGUUUUAAAAGAAAAAAAAUAUGAAUUUAUUGUUUAAUGUAGUUUUAAGUUAAUCAGUGAUGUCGAUUCUGGCAUGAUUCUCUAAAGCUUAACUUAAAUUUGACAACAGUGCAUCCUUUUCAUUCUCUAUACAGAAUAAAAAGGAGAGACUGAUGUUAAAUUUAGUUUUAAGUUUAGAGAAUCACGCCAGAAUCGACACCAAUCAUAGGCUUAUUUGUUAAUGGCUAUCUAGUAAUAGCAGCUGGGGCCACUAAAAUUUUCCGUAGUUGAUAUUAAUGGUUCAAAAAUAACUUAUUUUGCUCACCUAAUUCUCAAUACACUAAUGCCAGUGCCGGAACCUUUUAGUGCCCUAUGUAAAUUUAAUAUUAUGCCAAUUUUUGUUAAUUGCUACUUAAACUGCACUUGUUAUAUGGCGCUCUCAAAAACGUCCAAUUUAAAUCUAUAAAAAGCGUUAGAUUUAAUCAAUGCUCAUAGAUGUCACAGUACAAUUUCAUGUUAAAAAUAUCGUGAUUAUUUUAAAGACAGUUGACGUAAUGUAAUUUUUAAAUGUCUUACGUUAUAACUAUAUUAUAAUUAUAUUAAAUAACAAUAUUUGUUGUAUAAAAAGACAUUCCGCUAUUUACUUAAAUCCUAUUGUAUAAUAUUGGGACACUGUUUUUUUGCUCUUAUUAUUUUAAUUAACACGUCAAACAAUUUGAAGUGGAAAAACGCAAACAUUAGAAAUAUUAAGUUUAUAUAAUUUCUUUGAAGUCCUUGUAGUGGAAAUGUUAGUGCCGUCUUUAAAUAAAAAUAUGUUUUUAAGUGUUUGUUUUAUUUGCGAUCUUUUUUCC
Molecule: messenger RNA, 4354 nt
Organism: Chilo suppressalis (striped riceborer)
Lineage: Eukaryota; Metazoa; Arthropoda; Insecta; Lepidoptera; Crambidae
Source: the annotation of a GenBank genome assembly